CUUUAAAAGACGGCCGAGCAGGCACGGAUUCUCUUGGGGUUUCUGGACCAAGCCUUUUGAACCGUUUUCGUAUUCAUCAGACAAACUCAUUCCCAUCAUGGCCGACGCUGAGCCCGUCCACUUCUUCGACCUCUACUCCGAUUUCCCAGGUCCCUCCAAAUCAUGGUCCCCCAACACCUUGAAGGUGCGCACCGUGCUCAAUUUCAAGGGCAUCCCGUAUACCCAGAGCUGGAUCUCCUACCCCGAUGUCAAGCCCCUCGUGACCGGCUUAGGCUUGGGGCCCAAUGAGCAGGGCAUCCCCUACACGUUGCCAACCAUCAUCCACAAGGCCUCGGUGACCUCCAACCCCCAUGGCGCCAUGAUGGACUCGCUUCCCAUCGUCCUGCAUCUCGACCAGGUGUUUCCGUCUCCGCCGCUGUUCCCGUCCGGCGACGCCAGCUACGCGCUGCUCCUCGCCGUGAACAAGAUUAUCACUCUCCACGGCCCCGGAUUUCGGCAAUUGAUCAUCCCCCGCGUGGUGGACCAUCUGGAUCCCCGAGGACAGGAGUAUUUCCGCGAGACGCGCUCGGCGCACUUUGGGAAGCCGCUGGCGGAGGUGCGUCCCACGGACCAGGAAUCGCUGGACCAGCUGUGGCAGCUGCUGGAGAAGGAGUCCGCGACCCUGAUCCAGAUGCUGCAGGGACGGGAGGGAAAGAAUGGCCCGUUUUUUGAAGGCGAAACCCCCGGGUUUGUGGAUCUGUUGUUGUCUUGCCACCUGGCGUUCAUCGAGCGCUUUGACAGGGAGCUCUUUGACAAGUUCGUGGGUCAGGGCCGGGGGGAACUCAAGGCUUUGUACCAGGCAUGCUUGCCCUGGUUGGAGGGUCAGGGGGAGGACAAGGAGUGGCCAAUUCCCCAGGCUGCUUCAUCCUAAGCAGAAGGCUUGUAUGGAUGAAGGGUUUGUAGAUCGAUAGCAUUGGAAAGUCCGAUUGAUGUAAUCGCAUAACUUCACAGGCCCUAACGAACGCUUUGUCACUGGUAUCCCGCGUUGUGACUGUUUUUGGUGGAUUUAAGGAAGGAGAUCCUCCAGGACUCUACGCACAAGACCAUGACGAGAAUACCGGAAUUUUCAGUCACCCCCAUCAUCAUCACAUUAGG
Molecule: messenger RNA, 1134 nt
Organism: Aspergillus ibericus CBS 121593
Lineage: Eukaryota; Fungi; Ascomycota; Eurotiomycetes; Eurotiales; Aspergillaceae
Product: glutathione S-transferase family protein
Exons: 2
Coding region: 98-910 (270 amino acids)
Source: RefSeq, a predicted model, not a curated record